GCUCAAAAACGAAUACAAUUAGGUAAACACAAGAAAGCAUGGCUGUUCACAAAGUUGGUUUCCUUUCUCUUCUCCUUUUAUUUGGAACUUUUCUACUUUUAAGUGAGGUAGAUUAUGCAGAUGCCAAGGCUUGUACCCGAAAUUGUAAUCCAAGAAUUCGCUAUGGGAGAUGUCCAAAAUCAGGAAAUAAGAAGUUUAACGUAGGAUGCACCAACUGUUGUGCAGGAUCCCUAGGUUGCAACUAUUACAGUGCUAAUGGAACUUUUGUAUGUGAAGGAGAGUCUGAGACUAAAGUCGAAACUAUAGAGACUGAUGUCGAAACUAUAGAGACUGAAGUCGAAACUAUGGUCGAAUCAAAUAAGGUUUGUCCCCGUAAUUGUGAUCCGAAAAUUCGUUACGGGAGAUGUCCAAAAUCAGGAAAUAAGAAAUUUAAUGUAGGAUGUACCAACUGUUGCGCAGCCAAAAAGGGUUGCAACUAUUUCAGUGCCAAUGGAACUUUUGUAUGUGAAGGAGAGACUGAGACUAAGGUCGAAACUAUAGAGACUGAAGUCGAAACUAUGGUCGAAUUAAAUAAGGUUUGUCCCUUCAAUUGUGAUGGGAGGAUUUCUUAUUCGGUAUGCGGAAAUAAAAAGAGUAGUGGUAGAAUAUGCACCAAUUGUUGCGCAGCCAGAAAGGGUUGCAACUAUUUCAGUGCCGAUGGAACUUUUGUUUGUAAAGGAGAGUCUGUAGUCGAAAGUAUGAUAGAAGCUGUUAAGCCUUGUCGACGUAAUUGUGAUGGGAGAAUUUCCUAUUCGGUAUGCGGAAAUAAAAAGAGUAGCGGUCGAAUAUGCACCAAUUGUUGCGCAGGCAAAAAAGGUUGCAACUAUUUCAGUGCCGAUGGAACUUUUGUAUGUGAAGGAGAGUCUGGAGUCGAGAGUAUAUGAUAGAAGGUUGUAAACUCUAUGGUUUUGAUGGAUCUUUACUUUGUACCGGUGGGGAUCAGCUAGAAACCUAUUAAUCCUCAUAAGGAUAGCUGUAUUUUCUUUUUCCAGUUUGUACUCUCUAAAUAAAUGCAUGAGGGUAUGCCCUAAGGUGUAUUGUGUGAUGUGGCAGUGGAUUUUUCCAAUUUCCACUGUCUGUACUAGGUUAAUUUUCAAGAGCCUAAUGAAUGGAGUACUCUUUUAUUUUA
This is a messenger RNA of Nicotiana tabacum (common tobacco), 1168 nucleotides long. RefSeq names its product wound-induced proteinase inhibitor 2-like. NCBI's taxonomy places the organism in Eukaryota, Viridiplantae, Streptophyta, Magnoliopsida, Solanales, Solanaceae. Gene Ontology annotation, molecular function: serine-type endopeptidase inhibitor activity. The record is from RefSeq and is a predicted model, not a curated record.